Humulus lupulus (European hop) is the source of this 1539-nucleotide messenger RNA. RefSeq lists its product as uncharacterized. The record is from RefSeq and is a predicted model, not a curated record. The transcript has a single exon. NCBI's taxonomy places the organism in Eukaryota, Viridiplantae, Streptophyta, Magnoliopsida, Rosales, Cannabaceae. The coding region runs from base 1 to 1539 and encodes 512 amino acids.
AUGAAGAAUGAAUUCACAUUUCUUUCUAUGUUGAUUCUUGGACCAAAACAACCUGGGAAUGAUAUAGAUGUUUAUAAGGAGCCCUUAAUAGAUGAGUUACUAGAAUUAUGGAAAGGUGUGUAUACAUAUGAUGCUUCUACAAAAAAGUUUUUUAAUUUAAAGGCCAUGUUGUUGUGGACCAUAAAUGAUUUUCUAGCUUAUGGAAACUUAGCUGGAUGUGCGACUAAAGGGAAGUAUGGUUGUCCUAUAUGUGGAGAGAACUCAAAUGUUGUUUGGUUGAAGCAUAGCAAGAAGAUGUCUUUUUGCAAUCAUAUUCGAUUUCUUCCACAACAUCACCCAUAUCGAAAGAAGAAAUAUACAACUGCUAGGGCAAGGGAAAGAGCAUCACAAUGUCCAACUAUAUUAACAGCUGUUGAAGUAGCUAAGCAAUUAAGUGAAUUCACUAAUGAUUUUGGCAAGGGUAGAAAGAGGGGUUGUGGUUCAGAGUUUGAUAAAGGAUGGAAGAAAAAGUCAAUUUUUUUUAGGCUCCCUUAUUGGGAGAUCUUGGUUGUUUGUCAAAACUUGGAUGUUAUGCAUGUUGAAAAAAAUGUUUGUGAAAGCAUUCUUAACACAUUAUUGGAUUGCAAAGGAAAAUCUAAAGAUCAUUACAACUCGAGAUUAGAUUUGACAAAAAUGGGCAUUAUGACUCAUCUCCACCCAUAUGAAGAAGAAGGAAUUACUCGUCUUCCUGCUGCAGCUUACACUUUGUCAAAAUCAGAUAAGAAGUUAUUUUGUAAGAGACUAUUUGACUUGAAAUUUCCUUAUGGAUAUAGUUAUAAGAUUAGCAAUUGUGUAGAUAUGGAGAAACAUAAGCUAACAGGACUUAAAUCUCAUGCAUGUCAUGUGAUUAUGCAACAAUUGUUAGUUAUUGCUGUAAGGGGUUUAAUGGAGGAAGGUUGCAGAGAGAUAAUCCUUCGACUUUGUAGGUUUUUCCAUGAAUUGUGUCAACGUGUGGUUGAUAAGGAGGAGAUUAUAAAAUUGGAAUUAGAAUCUGCAGAAAUUGUCUACAAACUGGAACAAUAUUUCCCAUGUUUUUCCUUUGAUCCAAUGAUUCACUUGGUUGUCCAUUUAGCGCGAGAAGUCAGACUUUGCGGUCCGGUGCAAUUUCGAUGGAUGUACCAUUUUGAGAGGUAUAUGAAAGUAUUCAAAGGAUUUGUAUCAAAUUAUGCACGACCAGAAGGAUGUAUUGCAAAUCGCUAUCUUGCUGUUGAAUGUGUAUGCUUUUGUGAGACCUUUUUGAAGCAUAAUGAUAAUCAAGAUAGUACUGAAAUUAAAGAAAAUCCACUAUCAGCUGGAGAAUGCUUUGAACUUGGCCAAGGGGAUAUAACAAUAGCCUACCGGUAUGUGUUAUUCAACUUAGAUAUUGUAGCACCAUUUCUCAAUAUCCAUAUGGAUGAGCUGAAAGAAAUGCACAAAAACUUGAAGGAUAAUCAAACUUUGCUGUGGAAUCGACAUUCUGAAGGGUUCCCCCUAUGGUUUUAUGAUAAGGUUACACUCUAA